Molecule: messenger RNA, 1236 nt
Organism: Brenthis ino (lesser marbled fritillary)
Lineage: Eukaryota; Metazoa; Arthropoda; Insecta; Lepidoptera; Nymphalidae
Source: the annotation of a GenBank genome assembly
AUGCAAGCGAUGAGCGCGAACGCGAGCGCGCCCAGAGCGCCGCAACGCUCGCCCUUUGCGAUACAAGAGUUGCUGGGGCUUUCAGACAACAGAGAAAGUAGAGACCGAUACUUUGAGAACCGCGACGGAGAUAGAGUACUGAACUUGUCAGAAAACAGAGAGCCAAGGUCUGCGUACACGCCACAGUUCCCCCUGCCGGCCUCGAUGGCGAGCCGGGUGGCCUACGCUGCCGCUUUCAAUGCUCAGGCCGCUGUAGCGGCCGCGUUCCUACCGGGGCCCCCGCUAUUACAUCCCCCACCUGGGUUCCCGCAGAUCAAGUCGCCCUACAGCCCGACUGCGCAGCCGCACCUCACUGUUACACUGCUAUUUAAAGUUAAGAAAUACGAGCGUAUGAUGCUGCAAGCUGUUCGACAAUUUUAUUCAGGUGUAUCCUCCCUAGAAGCAGCGAAAGACUUUACAGUUGAUGGUCUCACUGGAUACAAUGGGAAGAAAAAGAAGAAAAAACGCAGACAUAGCAGGACGAUCUUCACCUCGUACCAGCUGGACGAGCUAGAGAAAGCUUUUAAAGACGCACACUACCCGGACGUGUACGCGCGGGAGAUGCUCUCAUUGAAAACUGAUCUACCCGAAGAUAGGAUACAGGUCUGGUUCCAAAACCGUCGAGCUAAAUGGCGUAAAACGGAGAAAUGUUGGGGACGGUCCACCAUCAUGGCGGAGUACGGUCUCUACGGCGCCAUGGUACGCCACUCGCUGCCUCUCCCCGAGACUAUCCUGAAGAGUGCGAAGGAGAACGACAACGUGGCACCCUGGCUGCUAGGCAUGCACCGCAAGUCAUUGGAGGCGGCGCAGCACCUGAAGGAGUCGGGGUCGGAGCGAGAGGGCUCGGAGGCAGAGGGAGAGUGCGCGCCCUCCGCUUCACCGCGGCAUGACGUUCAUGAUAACCAGGCACAGAGCUCCCCCGGCAGCAGCACGACGGCGUCGUCGUCCGCGAAGGGUCGCGCGUCCCCCGACGGCCGCGAGCUGUACGAGGAUCCCGAGGCCUUCCGCAACAACAGCAUCGCUUGCUUGCGCGCCAAGGCCCAGGAGCACCAGGCCAGGCUACUCUCCAACAACCUUCUCCUUCAGGUGCGUGGCUUGCAGCGGGCAAGCGGUGCGCCGAGUGUGACGGAGGACGACGGCCCGACAGACAUAGACGUAGGCACCGAGCCGCCUCCACUCGACACAGCGCGUCUCUAC